AUGCUUUAACUUGUUAACUUCUGUAUCUGCAAGUGGAGACGCAUUGAUAAGGCGACAUUUAGGUCAAGAAUUUAAUUACAAUGACGGGAGUGCAGUGGGAAUGCACUUCACACUCGCCGAAAUAGCAUACAUGUAUGUAUGCUGCAUGUGUGUGGAGAAUCCAAUCCACGUUCUGGAGACAUAUUCCCGUGUUGUGUCGCACAGUUUAGGUGGCAAACAGCACACAAUUAAACAACAAAGCAUAUAAGAAGCUGCUGUUCGGGCUCUUUUGUGAUAAGCUGGAUUGCGCUGUGAACUUGGGGCCGCUGCAAGUCAAUCGUUCUCGUACUUAAUGUUGAUAAGAGCCUCGCUGCCGCCUGCCUGCCUGCUGAGUUUCGUAUGUUCCACGCUAGUAGGAGGCCAGGACUUAGACAUCGCACAGAAUUCAGAAUGUACAGAACGUCGAGCGUCUUUUUGGGGACUUUUCUCCUUCUGCUGCUGCUGCACGGCGGAAUGGGACUCGACAAUGGACUGGCACUCACGCCACCAAUGGGCUGGAUGUCCUGGGAGCGUUUCCGCUGCCUAACAGAUUGUAAGCUUUAUCCAAACGAGUGCAUAAGUGAGGAGCUGUUCCGGCGGCAUGCGGAUUUGCUGGUGUCCGAGGGCUAUGCCGAUGCUGGCUACGAGUACAUCAUCAUAGAUGACUGCUGGCUGGAGAAGAACCGCGACAACAAGACCAAGAAAUUAGUUGCAGACAAGAAGCGAUUCCCCAACGGACUGAAUCCUCUUGCAGAUCAUAUACACAAUAUUGGACUGAAGUUCGGCUUGUACCAGGACUACGGCACGAACACCUGCGCUGGUUUUCCUGGAGUCAUAAAGCACAUGCAACUGGAUGCCCAGACCUUUGCCGACUGGGACGUGGACUAUGUCAAGCUGGAUGGCUGCUAUGCCAACAUCAGCGAUAUGGCCGUGGGAUACCCAGAGUUCGGACGUCUGCUCAACGCGACUGGCCGCCCAAUGGUCUAUUCCUGCAGCUGGCCCGCAUACCAGGAGGAUGCUGGAGAAAUGCCCGACUAUACGUCCUUGAAGCAGCACUGCAACCUGUGGCGCAACUGGGACGACAUCGACGAUUCGCUCGAGUCUGUGGCACAGAUUAUGGACUACUUUGGCAAGAACCAGGAUAGGAUCCAACCACAUGCAGGGCCAGGCCACUGGAACGAUCCCGAUAUGCUACUGCUGGGCAACUACGGACUGAGCUACGAUCAAAGUAAGCUGCAAAUGGCCAUUUGGUCCGUUAUGGCAGCGCCGCUGAUCAUGUCCAACGAUUUGGCCGUGGUACGUCCAGAAAUCAAGGAUAUUCUGCAGAAUCGUAAAGUGAUUGCUGUGGAUCAAGAUGAGUUGGGCAUCCAGGGCCGUCGUAUCCUGUCAAAAAAUCAGAUCGAAGUCUGGAGCAGACCCAUCACGCCGGUGGUCAGCAAUAACCAGCACUCUUAUGCCGUGGCCUUUGUCAGCCGACGCGCUGAUGGUGCUCCCUACAGAAUCGUAUUCACACUCAAGGAGCUCGAACUACACAAUACCGCAGGCUACGAUGUACAGGACCUCUACGAUGACAAAAAUCACUUGGGCGUCUUCCGCCCAGCCAACCAGUUUAUCACGCGCGUUAAUCCGAAUGGUGUAACUUUCUAUAAGUUUACAGCACUCUGAAGGGGUUCGCCUCUGGCCCUUUGAUGAUAUGCAAAUCAUUCAAUUGCUGAGCCAUAUCUGCCAUCCAUCUGCUUCCAAUAUGCUCUUAUACCAAUGUUUUCAAAAAUGCUUAUUUUCUUUGCGAUGGAAGAAGAGAAUUAAAUUAAUUUUGAUAAUGAAAAUCAGGUAUGAAACCAUAAAAGGGUGCACAACCACCCUUUGCCUUUUCUGCAUUGAUUUUCCAUUAUAGAGUUUAAAUUUGUUAAUUGAUUAAUACCAUUAAAAAGAUGCGCUACUGCGUUCUAAUACGCUGUUGUUCUGGGCGCAUUUAACAUGCUAUACACUAAAAUAUCAAUUCGCCAGAUACUUUCGGUAGGAAGUCGAAUAAUUUGCAUUAAUUUAU
Molecule: messenger RNA, 2065 nt
Organism: Drosophila persimilis
Lineage: Eukaryota; Metazoa; Arthropoda; Insecta; Diptera; Drosophilidae
Product: alpha-N-acetylgalactosaminidase
Exons: 7
Coding region: 379-1683 (434 amino acids)
Biological process (GO): oligosaccharide metabolic process; glycosylceramide catabolic process; glycoside catabolic process
Cellular component (GO): cytoplasm
Molecular function (GO): alpha-galactosidase activity
Source: RefSeq, a predicted model, not a curated record